CGGACACGUAUUUCAAAGGCUCUUGCCGUCGGCGAGCCUCAAGGCUCAGAUCUCAGAGCCUUACCGAUUUUUGUCUUAAACCAUACAGUACUUGAGCAUGACCUCGAUGAGGGAUGCUAUUGCUCUGCUGUGCAUUCUUCUAUCAGGACUCCUUGGUGUCAUCAUUUUUACUGCUUACACAAAGGCACUUGCUAGACGCUCAGCAGAAGCUCGCCAGGCCAUUAUCAAGAACCUUGGCCUCCCCGCCACAUCAAACCCCAAAUUUAUCGGUUUCUUCCAUCCCUACUGCAAUGCUGGUGGAGGAGGGGAACGUGUCCUCUGGACUGCUAUAGCAGCCACCCAACGUGCCCAUCCUAAUUGCGUCUCAUUAGUGUAUACUGGAGACGUAGACGCGACCAAAGAACAAAUAAUAGCUCAAGUCGAAGCACGUUUUGAUAUCUCUCUUGACCCGAACUCUUUGCAUUUCGUCUUCCUCAAGAAGAGACGCCUAGUGGAGGACGCCGCCUGGCCACGCUUUACACUUCUUGGCCAGAGUCUUGGGUCCAUGAUCCUCGCUUGGGAAGCCUUGGCCCAAGUCAUCCCAGACCUAUACAUUGACAGCAUGGGCUACGCUUUCACAUUCCAUGUAGUUGCAUGGAUUACUAAGGGCUCCAUACCUAUGGGUGCAUAUGUACAUUAUCCAACAAUCAGUACGGACAUGCUGGCCCGGGUGAAGGCCAGGAAGGCGGGUCAUACCAACCGUGGAGAUGUCGCAGGCUCGUUGGUAUUGAGCUACGGAAAAAUAUGGUAUUAUCGUUUCCUAAUGUAUCACUACUCCCUGGCACUCUCCCGCCCUUCCUUCAUCAUGGCCAACUCCAGCUGGACAAAGAACCAUGUCGAUGCGAUACUCUCGCACUCUGACCCCGUCAUGAACACCCUGCACUACCUUAACCCACUCAUCCUUCUUCGUCUCUUUGCGACUACUUUUAAGAGGUCGAGAGAACUUCACACCGAACCAGCAAACAAGAAACGAGAAGCCAAGAUUGUCUACCCACCAUGCGAUACCCGCGAGAUGGAACAAUUCUCUUUAGACGAGAGGGAAAGAAUCAUACUGAGUAUCGCUCAAUUCAGGCCAGAAAAAGAUCACCCCGCACAACUUCGCGCAUUUGCGCAGCUGUUGGCCGAUCACCCAACCUAUUCUUCUGGUUCCACUUCUGCGAAACUUUUCCUACUGGGCGGCGCGCGUAACGCGGACGAUCACGCACGCGUGCAAUCCCUUAGAAAUCUUGCAGAAGAACUGAAGAUUACCCCUCACGUCCAGUUCAUCGUCAACGCAAGCUACCCCGAGAUGCUCGGCUGGCUCGCAAUGGCCACCAUCGGGCUCAGCACGAUGGUGGACGAACAUUUCGGGAUAAACGUCGUUGAAUUCAUGGCUGCAGGGGUCAUUCCUGUGACGCAUGCUUCCGGUGGACCACUUCAUGAUAUUGUCGUACCUCUGGACGGUGAAGCAACGGGAUUCCAUGCGCGGGAUUCGCAGAGCUUCGCGAAUGCCAUGCACACGGUGUUGAGCAUGAGUAAAUCGGAGGAGUUAGCGAUGAGGAAGCGGGCACGUACGUGGGCUGUGACUACAUUUGCCGAGGAGCGGUUCGUAGAGGGUUGGGAAGCUGCUUGGAAAGGGUGGGUAUGAUGAGUGUAGUGUCUUUGCUCUUCGCGAAAUCGUCGUUUACAUAAAUGAUCUAUAAACUUAUCAGUAAAUAAUCAUUCCCUGCUCCUUCAUUCA
Messenger RNA from Suillus clintonianus, 1759 nucleotides. Its product is annotated as glycosyltransferase family 4 protein. NCBI's taxonomy places the organism in Eukaryota, Fungi, Basidiomycota, Agaricomycetes, Boletales, Suillaceae. Gene Ontology annotation, cellular component: endoplasmic reticulum membrane. The record is from RefSeq and is a predicted model, not a curated record. The transcript has 6 exons. Gene Ontology annotation, biological process: protein N-linked glycosylation. Gene Ontology annotation, molecular function: GDP-Man:Man(3)GlcNAc(2)-PP-Dol alpha-1,2-mannosyltransferase activity. The coding region runs from base 98 to 1666 and encodes 522 amino acids.